CCCACUGGAAUUCCAGGCACAGCCCCUGGUUUUCAGGCUGCUUGAACCAUUUCUAUUUAUCUUUAACCCAAGCCUACUCUUCCUUCUAUUCCUCUUUCCUCUCCUUCAUCUUCUCGUUUCCCGAUUUUAGUAUUUCUCUACCCUAUCCUCCAUUACUACACACCCUUUCUAGAAUUCGUAACCCAUAUUUCCCCUGUUUCCUCUGUUCUUCGUAUUUUUUUUUCCCCGGGGCAUUUUGGUUUUCGGGGUGCUGUUCCCUGCGUUUCCCGAUUUUUUUGGACAAUACCCAUUUGCGGAAAACGCAUUCUGUCGGGGCCGUUGGAGGCAUUUCGUGAUUGAGCUCUGUUUUUGGUACCAUACCGUGAUCGUAGGGUUUCUCUUUUAUUAAUAAUUGGUUGACUUUCUGCUGAAUUAAACUAAAUGGGGAUCGAGAGGGCUUUGGCUGACAGAAAGGGUAGAGACUUCUGUGGAUUACCCAAGGAGACGAACGCCAACAGCAAAUCAAGGAAGAACCGGCGGCGUCAGAUGAAGAUGUCGCCGGUUCAGCCUCAGAUGAAGAUGUCGCCGGUUCAGCGACUAUUUGAGACGUGCCGGGAAGUAUUUGCCUCUGGUGGAACUGGGAUCAUUCCACCCCCUAAAGACAUUGAAAAGCUUCGAGCUGUUAUAGACGCUAUAAAACUGGAAGAUGUUGGCUUGAGAGCUGAAAUGCGAUACUUCCGGAAGCGCGCUACUCAUAGAACCCCGAGAAUCACAUACGUGCAUAUCUUUGAGUGUGAAAAAUUCUCGAUAGGAAUAUUUUGCUUGCCACCUUCUGGUGUUAUUCCUCUUCAUAAUCAUCCUGGAAUGACAGUCUUCAGUAAACUUCUUUUCGGGACCAUGCAUAUCAAGUCAUAUGAUUGGGUGGCCGACUUGCAUCCAGACACCCCUACUGUUUUGAUACCGCCCGAAAUCAAGAGUUCAGAGGUGCGGUUGGCUAAAGUGAAGGUUGAUGCUGACUUCACUGCUCCUUGCAACCCCUCCAUACUUUAUCCCGCUGAUGGAGGCAACAUGCAUUGCUUCACGGCAGUCACAGCUUGUGCUGUUCUUGAUGUUCUUGGUCCUCCUUAUUCUGAUCCUGAUGGUCGACACUGCACCUACUACCUCAAUUACCCCUUUUCCCACUUCUCAGUGGAUGGAAUUGUCGUGCCAGAAGAAGAAAGGAAAGGCUAUGAAUGGCUUCGAGAGCGAGAGCGCCUUGAUGAUAUAGUUGUAGAUGGGGCAAAGUACAGAGGCCCGAAAAUUGCGGAGGAAUAGCUUGAUGUUGUCGCUGAGCUCAUCUUUGCCAUCUUAUUCCUGUCGUGUCAGACAUUCCUGCAGACAAAUUUUCUAGCAAAGCUAUUGUUCGGAUGCUGCCAAUCUGUCCAGCACUGAAGCUUGUCGUCUUCAUCUUUGUUCUCCCGUACUCUCUGUGUUCUCCUUUUCAUUAUUGAGCAGGUCGGGUUAAAAUGUACAUAUCGAACCAGGAAGAGACAGACAGAUUCUGCAUAGGUAGUUGAAAUUGGAAUGGGGGUUCAAUGAGUUAUCCAAUAGCGCAUCGUUUUGAUCGUUGA
Messenger RNA from Prosopis cineraria, 1589 nucleotides. RefSeq names its product plant cysteine oxidase 2-like. Bases 421 to 1293 code for a protein of 290 amino acids. The transcript has 5 exons. Lineage: Eukaryota; Viridiplantae; Streptophyta; Magnoliopsida; Fabales; Fabaceae. The record is from RefSeq and is a predicted model, not a curated record. Gene Ontology annotation, molecular function: oxidoreductase activity, acting on single donors with incorporation of molecular oxygen, incorporation of two atoms of oxygen.